AUGUCAGCAUCAAGAAUUGGAUGGAUUGGAACAGGAGUAAUGGGAAGAUGGAUGGCAGAGCGCCUCAUAAGAGCCGGGCACAACCUCUCAGUUAACAACAUUCCACGAGAACGAACAGAACCUCUUCUUCAGCUCGGUGCCAAGUUUCAGUCUAUUCUAUUAGAUUUAUACGCUUAACUUCCCUUACGGGGUUGCCCAUCCCAGAGCUUCCGCCUGCCUAUGGCGCAUCGGGCCCACCGGCCUCUGGGUCGACCAGCUUUGCUACGCCAAGGUGCACCUAGUCGCAGGUGUUGCCGACUUCGACGGCUCAUGACUGAGCUACUUCGCUUGAGGACAUGGGUUGCCAUUCCGAAAAUCCAUAAAAAAUGGAUUUUCUGGUAGGCUUUCGGCAAAAAGGGAAAACACGAAGCCUGGGACGUAACGCCCAGUUUCACGCUAGGGAGUUGCCCGAUUGGUCCUAACGGACUCUGCUGAGCUUCCCCUUUCCAACUUACGUGCCUCCUUCCCCAUGAGGAAAAAACAUUCCUGAAAUUAGACUUGGGCUAGGCUCUGAGCUCCACCAGAAUUGCUUACCUAGCAUUGCUGUCCUUCUCUGAAAUGCAAAACCUUGUCGUAUAUAAUUAAAAUAUGAGUCGAGGCUGCAUGGCGGGAGGCCAUGCCCAGACGAAGACGCCAUAUUUUAAUUAUGCCAAGUUUCAGUCAGUUCAAGAAAUUGGUCAAUCCUGCGACGUUGUAUUUACAAUGGUCGGUUUCCCUCACGAGCUAAAUGAGCUUAUUCUAAGCCCUAGCGGCCUCUUAAAAUCCAUGAAACCUGGCAGCCUCCUGGUAGACCACACUACCUCUAGCCCACAUCUGGCCACCAUUAUUGCUGCAGAAGCAUCCAAAGUUGGCAUCACAUCUGUAGAUGCUCCAGUCUCAGGCGGUGACGAAGGUGCCAAAAACGGUCGACUCGCGAUUAUGGUCGGAGGUGAAAAAUCUGGCUUUGAAAGAGCUAAACCUCUUAUGGACAAUUACGGGAUCAAUAUCAGACAUAUGGGAAAAGCUGGGGUGGGGCAGCAUACUAAAUUGACCAAUCAAAUUGUAUUGGCAGGGAAUAUGAUUGGGAUGGUAGAAGGCAUGAUGUAUGGGUGGAGAGCUGGGCUUGAUGUAGAUCAGAUGAUUGAUUUAAUCUCAACUGGAGCUGCUGGAAGUGUUUAUUUUAAAGCUGUUGCCCCAAAAAUUGCUAAAGCGGAUCAUAGUCCUGGGUUUUAUGUCCAGCAUUUUGUAAAAGAUUUAGGACUGGCACUGGAUGAAUGCAAGAGGAUGAAGAUUGUCCUACCAGGGCUUACUAUGGCAAACCAGUUUUAUUUAAGUAUGGUAGCAAAUGGAGAGGAAAAACUUGGAGUGCAUGCCUUGGUGAAGGUGCUGGAAAGGUUGAAUAAUGUCAAGUUUGGAGAAACUGUUAAUUAG
Messenger RNA from Blepharisma stoltei, 1449 nucleotides. The record is from the annotation of a GenBank genome assembly. NCBI's taxonomy places the organism in Eukaryota, Ciliophora, Heterotrichea, Heterotrichida, Blepharismidae.